GUCGUUUGCUAGCAAGGCAACUGUUUGUUUAUUCAGGGCGGACCCUCUCUUUUCAGCAGGGUCCAAGGUUCUUGUUUUUAACAUUUGCCGUCCAUCGUUAAUCAUCAAAAUGGAAACAUGAAGAUCUGAGAGGUGUAAUUAAGUGUCAACGUUGUUAUAAUCCUGUGAGGCGGCGGCCGUUGGGCAAGGAUGAGGGAUCUUCAAGCCAUUGACAGCUUGCUCCUGAAAGAGCUGAAGUCAUGUCGUGCACAAGAGCACAACUUUCUUCCCAGAGAGGCUGGCUUGAAGCUGAUGGAGUCGGCAUCCACAGAGAAUCACAGUGGAGUGUCUGCGAAAUGCAGAAACACCAGAGUGGAGGAACUGUGGGGCCUGACCAGUUUCUUUGGCUACAACACCCAGACGUUUGUUCAAGCUGUCAAUUUGCUCGAUAGAUUCCUCACCAUCAUGAAGGUGCAGCCCAAACACUUGCCCUGUAUUGGAGUCUGCUGUCUUCACAUUGCAGCCAAAGUGGUUGAGGAAGAGAAAAAUAUCUCACCCACCCAUGAACUCAUUCGCAUCAGCCAAAGCAAGUUCACCGUGUCAGACCUCUGUCGCAUGGAGAAGAUCGUUUCACAAAAGCUCAGCGUGCAGCCUGAAGCAGUGACAGCCUUAACGUUUCUACACCUCUACUACUCAGCCUUCACAUCCCUGUCUGCUGGAAGGGAGGAGAUCCCAAGCAUUGGGAGACUGGAAGCCCAGCUAAAAGCCUGCUUAUGCCGGCUUGUUUUCUCUAAGGCAAAACCAUCAGUGCUGGCACUGUCCCUCAUUGCUCAGGAGUUUGAAGCCCACCAGUCCAUCACCUUGUUGAAGAUUGUACAGCAAUUCCAAAGACACCUGAAGAUCAGCGACAGUGAGCUCCUUCACUGGAAGGAACUUGUGGCCAAAUGCAUGACUGAAUACUGCUCAAGUGAAUGUAACAAACCAGACAACAAAAAGCUUGUAUGGAUCAUUUCCAGAAGAACUGCACAGAAUCUUCAGGCCAAUCACUUCAGUGUGCCCGGCCUGCCAACUAUUCCCGAGGGGAGCUGGGACGAGAGUGAGAGGUCAAUAGUCCAUCUUUGUAUUUAUUUCAUGCUGCAUUUUAAACUGUGCUGCAGUGAUGAGAUAUCGACCAAAAGCGAGGACUCCUGCGAAGACAUGAGCUGUGGAGAAGACAGCCCCUGCGGUUCGCCAGGAAGUGACGGCGAAGGAUCCUUCUUCCCCUCCGCCUUUCUCAACCGCAAAAAGUGACGAGUCCUCAUUGUGCAGUAGCAACAGAUGUGUAUUUUAUCCUUGAACUGUAUCUGAUUUAUGGUGGUCGCCAUGUAUCAAAGCAAACCUGUGUGUUUCACUUGUCACGCCACCGUAGGUACGACAAGAGACAGGUUUCAAUCAUUAAGUGCCUGUGUUAAUUCAGUUUACUGUCCGAUUCUUUAAUGGUUCAAAAACAUAUCGUAUAAAUGCAAAAUGGAAAUUUGCAAUAUCUCGGCAGCUUGAUAGUAACGCAUCUGAUUGUCUUUUUUCCAAGAUGUUCUCUUUGUGUUUUUUGUGUCCGAGCUCGGCGCAUUCCAGGAAAAGCAGUGAAGCACAAGGGAGAACUCGUGUGUGUGUCAGUCAUGAGGUACACUCACUGUUGAAUACCAGCUCACACAAUAGCACAUCCUCAGUCUUUUUUUAAACCUCUUUUUAUACUCAAUACCAUACAUAUAUACACACAUUGUAUGUUCUACGUGUGUACGCAAUCCUAAUGUGACAUAGAGGACCUUGUAGUGUGAACAUACAAGACCGUAUUAUGCAUGGAUACAUUGAAACGUGAUUAUGAAUGGAUGUUUACCAAAAUAAGCUUAUUGUAAAGAAAAUGUUAAAAAAAAUGUACAUAACAUGUAAAAAAAGGAAAAAACUAUGUUUUGUGAAUGCCAUAUAAUGUGUGUUGUGUUUGGAUAAAAUGUGGAGUAUUUUGGAAGGUUCAGAAAUAAUCCUUCCAAAUAAAAAAUAAACGGAUUCUUAUCUACCA
Molecule: messenger RNA, 2032 nt
Organism: Epinephelus lanceolatus (giant grouper)
Lineage: Eukaryota; Metazoa; Chordata; Actinopteri; Perciformes; Serranidae
Source: RefSeq, a predicted model, not a curated record